Messenger RNA from Tetrapisispora phaffii CBS 4417, 1038 nucleotides. It is a transcript of the gene LEU5, whose product is annotated as coenzyme A transporter. Gene Ontology annotation, cellular component: mitochondrial inner membrane. NCBI's taxonomy places the organism in Eukaryota, Fungi, Ascomycota, Saccharomycetes, Saccharomycetales, Saccharomycetaceae. Gene Ontology annotation, biological process: transmembrane transport. The transcript has a single exon. The coding region runs from base 1 to 1038 and encodes 345 amino acids. The record is from RefSeq and is a predicted model, not a curated record.
AUGAGCACAGUUAUUUCAGUCAACGAAAAAGGAGCUAUCAAGAGAGAUUCUAUGGAAUAUAUUGUCCGAUCUGGCAUAGCAGGUGGAAUAUCUGGCUCCUGUGCCAAAUCAUUAAUAGCUCCCUUAGAUAGAAUAAAGAUAUUAUUCCAAACUUCAAACCCUCAUUAUGCAAAAUAUUCAGGGUCUCUCCACGGGUUGGUCAAGGCAGCAAAACAUAUAUGGACCCAGGAUGGUGUUCUUGGUUUAUUCCAAGGUCAUUCAAUUACAUUAGCAAGAAUUUUCCCUUAUGCCGCAAUGAAAUUCGUAGCUUAUGAACAAAUCAGAAGUAUCCUAAUUCCUAGUAAACAAUACGAAACACAUUGGAGGAGAAUGAUGAGUGGCUCGUUAUCAGGGCUAUGUAGUGUAUUUAUUACUUAUCCAUUGGAUUUAAUUCGUGUGAGAUUGGCUUACGUAACUGAGCAUCAUCAUGUUAAGGUAAGAUUUGUAAUAAAACAAAUUUAUCAUGAGCCUGCAUCAACAACAUUGCUAUCAAAAGGAUAUAUACCGACUUGGUUUGCUCAUUGGUGUAAUUUUUAUCGAGGCUACACUCCUUCUGUAUUAGGCAUGAUUCCAUAUGCAGGUGUAUCAUUUUUUGCACAUGAUUUUUUGCAUGACAUAUUUAAAUUACCAUAUUUAAGACCAUAUUCUGUUGUUCCAUUAUCCGCUGAGCAAGAUAAAGAAAGAAGAAAGAAACGUCAAAAACUGCCACUAAGAACGUGGGCUGAAUUAAUAUCCGGUGGGCUAGCUGGUAUAGCGUCACAAACUGCAGCUUAUCCUUUUGAAAUAAUUAGAAGAAGAUUACAAGUGAGUAGUUUAUCAACUAGAAAUAUGUAUUCUCACAAAUUUGAAACAAUACCUCAAAUAGCUAGAAUAAUAUAUAAAGAACGUGGAUGGAGAGGCUUUUUUGUUGGAUUGAGUAUAGGUUACAUAAAAGUUACACCGAUGGUUGCAUGUAGUUUUUUCGUUUAUGAAAGAAUGAAAUGGUACUUGGGUAUUUAA